Messenger RNA from Pecten maximus, 2726 nucleotides. RefSeq names its product glycogen phosphorylase, muscle form-like. NCBI's taxonomy places the organism in Eukaryota, Metazoa, Mollusca, Bivalvia, Pectinida, Pectinidae. The record is from RefSeq and is a predicted model, not a curated record. Gene Ontology annotation, molecular function: pyridoxal phosphate binding; glycogen phosphorylase activity. Gene Ontology annotation, cellular component: cytoplasm. Gene Ontology annotation, biological process: glycogen catabolic process. The transcript has 2 exons. The coding region runs from base 15 to 2603 and encodes 862 amino acids.
AUUCCGCGCCCAACAUGUCGUCCGUAGACCCGGACUCGUUUUCAACGGGACUUCGCGUGCCCGGUUUGGAGGCGUUAACGGAUGAAGAUCCCAUGAAACGUCAGAUCAGCAUCAGACACAUUGCACCAAAGGAAAGUAUCAACAAUUUGAAGGAUGCAUUCAACCGCCAUUUACACUACACGAUGGCGAAAGACCGGAACGACGCCUCAGACUGGCACUUCUACAUGGCUCUAGCCCAUACUGUCAAGGACACAUUGGUGGGCCGCUGGAUUCGGACUCAGCAACACUACUAUAAAAAAGAUCCUAAACGUGUGUACUACCUAUCACUGGAGUUCUAUAUGGGUCGAACUCUAACCAACACUAUGGUUAAUCUCGACAUUCAAAACUUGUGUGGCGGCACCGUACGAACGCUAGGUCUCAAUAUGGAAGAGCUAGAGAACAGUGAAGAGGAUGCUGGUCUCGGGAAUGGCGGUCUUGGGCGUCUAGCUGCCUGUCUGAUGGACUCAAUGGCCACUCUAGGUAUGGCAGCCUAUGGAUACGGCAUCCGCUAUGACUAUGGUAUAUUCGAGCAGAGGAUCAAAGGCGGGUGGCAGGUUGAGGAACCUGAUGAGUGGCUGAGGUAUGGAAACCCGUGGGAACAUGCAAGACCAGAGUUUACCAUCCAUGUACAUUACUAUGGCAGUGUUGAAAACAAUGAACAAGGAUCCAAGUGGGCGAAAACACAGAUUGUCCAGGCAAUUCCGUACGACACGCCAAUACCGGGCUUCCAUAAUAACACCGUGAACACAAUGAGGUUAUGGUCUGCCAAAGCAUCAGACAGUUUCAAUCUAAACUUCUUCAACAAUGGAGAAUACCUUAAGGCCGUGUACGAUCGAAAUUUGGCGGAGAACAUAAGUAGGGUGCUAUACCCUAAUGAUAACGUGUUUGAAGGCAGGGAGCUACGUUUAAAACAGGAGUACUUUCUUGUCUCUGCCUCCCUUCAGGAUAUAAUUCGGCGGUACAAAUCUCCGAAACGUGGAGGAGCAGAUGGUGUCAGGAAUUCAUUUGCAAUAUUUUCCCAGAAAGUUGCUCUGCAGCUUAACGACACGCAUCCUUCGCUCGCCAUCCCAGAAUUAAUGCGGCUCCUUAUUGACGAGAAUGGGCUGACCUGGGAAAAUGCCUGGGAAAUUGUCCAGGAGACAUGCGCUUACACAAACCAUACCAUCCUUCCCGAGGCUCUCGAACGCUGGUCCACGCAUCUAUUGGAAAGGGUUCUUCCUCGGCAUCUCCAGAUCAUCUAUACCAUCAAUCAUCACUUUCUAGACGAUGUCAAGCAGCGUUUUCCUGGAGAUGAUGGUCGUAUUCGGAGGAUGUCCAUCGUUGAAGAGGGAGACGAGAAGCGUAUCAACAUGGCGCAUCUGUCCAUUGUUGGGUCACAUGCCGUGAAUGGCGUUGCCCGUAUACAUUCCAAUCUUCUUAAGAGCAAAAUCUUCAAGGAUUUUUACGAGAUGUAUCCCGAAAAGUUUCAUAACAUCACAAACGGCAUCACUCCGAGACGGUGGCUGAUGGUGUGUAAUCCAUCCCUGACAACCCUCAUUAGCAACACGGUUGGGACCGAAUGGCUCACCAAUCUACAUUUCCUAAGGAAUCUCGAAUCGUUCCAGUGUGAUGCUAUGAUCAUUCGGAUGAUUAUAGAAUCCAAGAGAGAAAACAAGAUCAACUUAGCUGCUUAUUUAAAGAAGCAUGUUGAUAUCGAAGUCAAUCCCGAUUCCAUGUUCGAUGUACAGGUGAAGAGAAUUCAUGAGUACAAACGUCAGCUUUUGAACUGUCUGCACAUCAUCACUUUGUACAACAGGAUGAAAGCAGAUCCUAGCAUUGACGUCGUCCCCAGAACCGUGAUGAUAGGUGGAAAGGCAGCACCGGGAUACUUCAUGGCGAAACUUAUCAUCAAACUAAUCAACAACGUCGCCGAUGUUGUUAACAACGAUGAAUCCAUACAGGGCAAAUUAAAAGUGGUGUUCCUACAGAACUACCGGGUCUCUCUUGCGGAGAAAGUCAUCCCCGCCGCAGACCUCAGUCAGCAGAUAUCUACCGCCGGAACUGAAGCUUCUGGCACCGGAAACAUGAAAUUCAUGCUGAACGGUGCUUUGACAAUUGGAACUCUUGACGGCGCCAAUAUUGAGAUGCUAGAAGAAGUGGGUGAGGAUAAUUUCUUCCUGUUCGGAAUGAAUGAGACUGAAGUAGAAGCGACCAGACCAAACUACUAUCCAAAGAAAUAUUAUGAAGAAGAUCCGGAACUUAUGCAAGCACUUGACCAAAUCAACAAUGGCUUUUUCUCGCCAGAGGACCAUGGUCUCUUCAGGGAUAUAUAUAACGAGCUCGUGUUUUCGGACAGGUACAUGCUUCUUGCCGACUUCCGGUCGUACAUUGAGUGUCAAAAGCGGGUCGAUGACCUGUACCACCAACCUCAGGAAUGGGCAAGAAUAUGCCUCCUCAACAUUGCCGCGGCUGGUAAGUUCUCUAGCGACCGGACCAUCACCGAGUACGCCUCCAAAAUCUGGGGAGUUGACCCUUCCGGCUACAAACUUCCGCUUCCACACGUGGUGCAUAACGAAUCCCAUUGAAAUUGAUUAUGGCGAGCAUAAUCUGAAUAAUAUUAGAAACUUACCAGAGAAUAUGGUUCAAAAGAAACCAUUUUGAUAUCAGGAUACCAGUAUUUUGGGAAUAAUAAAUAGUGAUGAAAUAAA